CAAAGUCACUUCUUGUGACAACUCAGCGUGGAAAUGCAGCAUAAGAAGAGGUAGAAUCUCUCCAACAAAAUACAUCUGAGGGAACGGUGUGAUUUUUGAUCUCGUCCCCGUUGUAAGGAUGACCUCAAAUCUGCAAAAGGCGCUUUCCAAGGCGACCACAUCUCUCGCCAUUUUCUUCAUCUUCAGUGUCCAUGUCAGUGCGUUUUCCUUGACAAACUGCACUGUCUCUGGCGCUCUAAACGACACUCGGGUGUUGAAAGUUCUUUGCUACAAAAUGGGCUUCUUUACGGUUCCUUCACCGAUACCCAUUAAGGCCAGACAUCUAGACAUCUCCUUCAACUCCAUUUCCAAUAUUAGACUCGGAGAUUUCGAAGACCUUUGGAACUUGAGGUCGAUAAACCUAUCUAACAGUCAUGUCUCAUGGAUAGAAGACGGUACUGCAGAGCAUUUUCCCAACUUGAUCGAUCUGAACCUGGCCAACAACAAGCUAAGAACAAUCUCAAGAGGUCUACUGCACGGUCUCGGCAACCUGCAAGUGCUGCGUCUUGACAGAAACAUGAUCUGGAGCAUCGACGCGUUUGCUUUUAACACUCUGCAGAACAUACGGGUGCUAAACCUCACAGGAAAUAACCUCAAACAUAUUGCUAACGUCAGACCGGUGCUCUCGUCGCAGGGGUUGGAGGUGUUGUACAUCGCAAGCAACAACUUUGACGUUUUUAACUCAUGGGACCUGUCGAGGACGCCUUUGUCACUGAAAUCAAUGGUUUUAUCAAACAAUCCCUUAACCAAGUUCGAAAUAACGGAUAAUAUAUUCCCAAAACUGGACUUCCUUGAUCUAUCACACUGUGGUCAAAACAGCUUCAUGCUAUGGAAUUUGACAGAUAAGACUUUUCUGAAUUCAGUAAAAACGCUGAAUUUAAGUGGUGUGCGCAUUUCAGAAGAGAACAUUGCAGCAGUGCUUCACAACGUCUCCUGGUCUUCGCUGUUUAAACUCAAAUUAAACGAACUGAAACAAGUGAAGGUGGAGACUCUUCUACGGUAUGCGUGCUUGCCUGGACUUAGUGUGCUACGCAUGCAACGCAACAGAAUCUCGAACCUGACAGCCCAUGAGCUCGAACCCUGCUCCAACAUGACCGAGCUGGACUUCGGCGACAAUGAAAUCUCACGGAUUUCCACGCCCAUAUUCAAGGAAGUAACUCAGCUUCGGGUACUCCGCCUCGAAAUUAAUAGACUCACUCAUGUCAACAAUUUGUUUCAAAAUCUUCCGAUGCUUGAAUUUAUAAACCUCAGUAGAAACAGGAUUAGCGUUUUAACCUGUUCAGACUUCGCCAAUUUAACGCGACUGAAUUCGCUCUAUUUGUUCGGCAACAGAAUUUCUAAACUGCUUCCGUGCAUGUUCAAAGAUUUGCAUAAUCUUGAAAUUUUGAAGCUGGGGACGAAUAAAUUAUUGACGAUCGGCACGGCUUUUCAAUAUGACCUCCCUUCUUUAAAGGUUUUGGAAUUGCAAUUUAAUAAGCUAAGCACCAUUUACAGGGAGACCUUCAAGGGUUUGUCUGGUCUUCAGACCCUCCACCUUGGGGACAAUCAGAUUUCUGAGAUUGAAGCAAAAGCGUUUUUCAGACUUCGGAAUUUAACAAACUUAUUACUUUUUGCAAACAGGAUAACAGAUAAAACGAUAGACCAGGCGGUGUUCUCAGACAUGCCUAACCUGAUAUCAUUAGAACUGCAUUCCAACAUCAUUUUUUACACCGAAGACACGUUGAAGAUGCCGCCUUUUAAACAUUUAAGCUCGCUGGAGAUUUUGACUAUUCAUAGUCAAAGACGAGGGUUUGGUAAAAUCCCCUCAAACCUGCUCCAAGGUUUAAUUUCUUUGAAAAUGUUCUAUGGUGGAAACAUGAAUCUGAAUUAUCUCCAUCCUGAUACCUUUAACUCCACCCCUGAGCUUUGGUUUUUGGAUCUCUCGAAGAACACGUUCGCUGACGACGAUUCCAUAACCGCGGAAGUUUUCCACCCGCUCCCAAAGCUGACUAAGCUUAUCAUCUCAAGAGCUCAGAUCCGCUCUCUGAAUUUCUUGGUGAAGGCGAAACUCGUCAGGCUGUCCACCUUGAGGGCGCCUGGGAACGUGUUAGACGUCAUCAACCAAGCGGUGAUCCUGUCGCUCCCUCGUCUGAAAUUCCUGGACUUGCAAAAGAAUACCUUCACUUGUGAUUGUAACAAUUUUUAUUUUAUCAAUUGGGCUUUGGAAAGUAAUUCCACCCAGGUUAUUUACAUGAACGAUUACACCUGUGGCUACCCGCUGUCUGUGAAAGGCAAGAGCAUUUUGGAACUCAAUACAGAGUCGUGUAACGUGAACAUAGACUUUGUGAUGUUCGUGUGCAGCUCCGUUGUCGUUACGGCCACCCUUCUGAUUUCGUUUAUCUAUCAAUUCUUGCACUGGCAGGUUUUAUACGCGUACUACUUAUUUGUUGCCUUCCUGUAUGACAGCAAGCGGAAAGAGACUCGGCAACACGCGUACAAAUACGACGCCUUCAUUUCCUACAACGCCAGAGACGAAGCUUGGGUCGUGGACGAGCUGCUUCCUCAUUUGGAAGGUGAGCAGGGCUGGAGACUCUGUCUGCAUCAUAGAGACUUUGAACCAGGUCGCCCCAUCAUAGACAACAUCAUGGACGGGAUUUACAGCAGCCGCAAGACCAUCUGCUUGAUCACGUACGACUAUUUGAUGAGCACGUGGUGCUCCAAAGAAAUCCAGAUGGCUAACUUCAGACUCUUCGACGAGCAGAAAGACGUCCUAAUCCUCAUCUUCCUGGAGGACAUUCCAUCCCACCAGCUGUCUCCUUACUAUCAGAUGCGGAAGCUGGUGAAGAAGAAGACUUAUCUCAAAUGGCCCAAACCUGGAGAAGACACCAGGGUCUUCUGGCAGAAACUGAGAAUGGCUUUAGGGACCAAAGAAGGUCCAGAAGAGGAGAAAGCUGUUCUCAGCACACAAGGGGAUUAUCCAAGAAACCUUCUGUAAAUUCUGUACCUAUUAUAUUUACCUUAUUUUAUCCUGGAAUUAAAUUGAAUUUCAAAGACCGCGUCCUCGUUCUCAGAUCUUCAGAGUGCUGAGGAAAUACAGGAACCGUGUCAGCUCUUCCACUUCUUCUAAGUCUGCUGACCUUUGAAAGUAGGAGUCAUUAUUCAUACGGCUUCCGUCUCCAUUUUGUUCCCCUUUCAGCCCCCCAGCAGGAGUCUCACCCUCAACGUAGGAGGCUGUAAUCACCUCAUACUCCGCAAAGCUGAUUAGCAUACAGGAAACAAAACCUUCUCUUCAUCAUUGUUCACAUCUUACAAAAAGUUUCAGCGUUGGUUAAAAAUGGUAGAAAGGCUACAUGAGCACCAGGUCCUUCACUUCAGAUCCAAAACUAUUAAUGCUGUUAGAAAUAAAGACAGAUAAACAAUAAUUGUUGGAUGUUUGGAUCAAGCCUCCAAAAAAGAAGGACUCUAAUAUAAUGCAGUUACUAUGGCAACUAAACGACCAUCAGAUGUGUGCGUUUUAUGAGGAAAUAACCAACGGCACGGCUGAAGCAAUGUAUAAAAGUACAAAUGUAUGAAUGCAUUUUCUUCUUCCUGAUCUUCUUCAUACUGACAAUUUCACACUAUCACUGUUAGCUUCUUUGUUUUGAAUCCGAGAACAUGAAAGUGCUGUUGCUAUAGAAACUACCUGUUGUAAUGCAGCUGUUAUAGAAAAUGAACUGUAAUGAAACGCCUCCUGGUCAAGUAUGAUUCGAGGAUAAAGUUAGAAGUUAGAGUUAGGGUUAACGUCUCAACGUAAUCUGCAAUAAUAAUAAUAAUAAUAAUAAAUUCGGUUGGCAGAAAAAUAUGAUGUAUAUAGAAGGAGAUAAUCUAAAAAAGGUGGAAGUCAGUUAAUCUGUCUCUGUCAUACACACUCACACACACUUUUUUCUGUCUCACACACUCACUCACACACACACUCUGUCUCUCUCUCUCACACACACACACACACCUCUCUCUCUCACACACAUACACUCUGUCUCACACACACACAGACACACCUUCUCUCUGUCUUACACACACACACUCUCUCUCUCUCUCUCUCUCUCUCUCUCUCUCUCUCUCUC
This is a messenger RNA of Hemibagrus wyckioides, 4118 nucleotides long. It is a transcript of the gene tlr22, whose product is annotated as toll-like receptor 22. Gene Ontology annotation, cellular component: membrane. The record is from RefSeq and is a predicted model, not a curated record. Gene Ontology annotation, molecular function: transmembrane signaling receptor activity; protein binding. Gene Ontology annotation, biological process: toll-like receptor signaling pathway; immune response. Lineage: Eukaryota; Metazoa; Chordata; Actinopteri; Siluriformes; Bagridae. Bases 119 to 3013 code for a protein of 964 amino acids. The transcript has 2 exons.